UGCUGCAGUGUGUCAUCUCGAGGAGAAAACAUCAGCGAGAUAAUUUAAUUACUUAUACCUGCUCACUCACUCGGUUUCUCUCACUCUGUACCGGCUACAUUAAGGCAUGCGCUCCCGCACGCCUUCUGGAAUUGAUGUAUCGUAGCGUGCAGAUUUGGAUUUAUUCAACGUCGCUAUGCUUAAUAUUAAUGUUUUUCGCCGGGGCCGUCGGUGGCAUUACUACGGUAGCCACAAAAACAGACUUCGCCUGCGUGGCCGAGUGCAUGUGCCUAUCAAAGACCCAGAUUCUGUGUAACACGGGCGGCCUGAAGGGCAUACCCAGCAAACUGCCGGACAAUCUCGAGGAGCUGUCCCUGUCGAAGAACAAUUAUCCGGUUGUGCGCAGCGACGCUUUCAGCCAUCUGCGCUCGCUCAAGCGACUGAAUCUCGACGCCAACAACAUCCAGGAGAUACAGCGCUUCGCGUUUCGCGGCCUCAACAAGCUCCUCGUCCUGCAGAUCCAGCAGAAUCCCCUGAGCUACAUCGGCGAGUUCGCCUUUGCCGCGCUCCAGAACGUCUCGACCUUGAUUCUGGCUCACAACAAGAUCGGCUACAUCAAAGGCCGGGCAUUCGCCGGCAGCACUCAGAUACAGAACAUCAUGCUCAACAACAAUCCCCUAAAAGUCAUACACAGCAAUGCCUUCUCGGGGCUCACCUACGUGCAGAAUCUCAUACUGCCCAUCACCAUCACGAGCAUCGAGCCCGACGCCUUUAACGGCCUCGAGCACGUCGGCUUUCUCAAGAUGACGUACAUGGACCUGAAGGGCUUGAUGCCGUUUACCUUUCGUGGACUCAGGUAUGUGCACAGACUGCUGAUACAGACGAGCGACCUCGGGGUGGUGCAUCGCAACGCCUUCGCGGGCCUCGAGCACGUCAACAAUCUCGACGUGGUGAGCAACAAGAUCGACGCCAUCGAUCAGUUUCGCCUGUGCGCCAACUCGUCCAUCGUCACGUUUCGCUUCCACAAGAAUCACGUGCUGCGCGCCCCGGACUACGGCGACGCCGUGUUUCGCGUCAACUCCAGCAGCAUCGAGGGCAAUCACUUCCCCUGCGACUGCCAGAUACAUCUGGUGCUCGAGAGCGACUUCGUUCAGGGCGCCAGCGUGAACGAGUUUCGACGGCGCAACUACUGCAUCUCGACCGAGUUCAACGGCAAGUCCAUGGACGCGGUGCCGCUCGAGUCCAUCGCCACCUGCCACGAUCGCCUGACCAAGGACAAUUACGGCUUGGCCACGAGCCCAAGGUCUCGCGAUCUCGCCCUCGUAAUCUCCUGUCUCGCCCUUUACGUGCUCAAUGCCUUGAGCCUGUCCUGCAACGAUUUGCCCUCUACGUCUUCGUACCUAUAAUUUCAACGAUGUUCUUAUUUUUAUCUCGUUCAU
Messenger RNA from Trichogramma pretiosum, 1418 nucleotides. RefSeq names its product chondroadherin-like. The record is from RefSeq and is a predicted model, not a curated record. The transcript has 4 exons. The coding region runs from base 135 to 1385 and encodes 416 amino acids. Lineage: Eukaryota; Metazoa; Arthropoda; Insecta; Hymenoptera; Trichogrammatidae. Gene Ontology annotation, molecular function: protein binding.